Molecule: messenger RNA, 1840 nt
Organism: Cydia amplana
Lineage: Eukaryota; Metazoa; Arthropoda; Insecta; Lepidoptera; Tortricidae
Product: actin-binding protein IPP
Exons: 10
Coding region: 80-1837 (585 amino acids)
Molecular function (GO): protein binding
Source: RefSeq, a predicted model, not a curated record
CAAAAUUAGUAAAAGUUUUUAUUUAUAUUCAUGCAUUUAAUGUGAGUACAAGUAGUAAAGUAAUUAUAUUUACAACAAAAUGUCGACGAACAUUUUUGAGAAAUGUUCAAACAAAGAAGGAUCUCGUCCGUACAAAUGUCGCGAUUACGCUAAUAAAAUUUCAUUAAAUUUGAGCAAUUUCCAAAGAGACGGCAGAUUUUGUGACAUAGAUUUAAUAUCAGGCAAAACCAGGGUUAAGGCUCACCGGGUGGUACUUGCAGCCAGCUGUGCGUACUUUGAUGCUAUGUUUAAUGUGGGCUUGGAGGAGAGUCAAAAACGACAUGUAGCUCUACCCAGUGUGCCUCCAGAAAUUCUUCCAAUUAUUAUUGACUUUAUUUAUACAGGUGAAGUUGUAAUAGACAAAGCUACAGUGCAGCAUUUAUUGAUAGCAGCAGACAUGCUACAACUGAGAGAACUGGUCACGGGCUGUGGUGAAUUUCUAAGAAGAGAACUGCACCCUUCAAAUGCUUUGGGGAUCUUUAGAUUUGCCGAAGCACACAACUGCAUGGAACUAGCUCAGGAAGCAUUAGAACAUGCGCAAGCAAACUGGAAUGUUGUAGCCAGCGGAGAUGAGUUACUGGACUUGCCGUUAUCACAGUUAGUCACCCUACUGUCCUCUGAACAGCUAAAGGUUGAAAGUGAGGCACAGGUACUGUAUCCAGCAUUAAGAUGGCUGGAACACGACCCCGCCUGCCGGCGCCGCCAUUGUUUCGAAGUCCUCAGCCACAUCCGCCUUCCGCUUAUAGCUCCCCAAAUUCUCGACGAAGCCAUUAAAAAUGUACAAGACCCGUCAAUCGCUGUGGCAUUGAAGACGGUUAGAGUGGACAUGAAAACGGGUCGCGGCGCGCUAGUAGCGCUAGCGGCGGAGCCCCGGGCGCGCGCGCGGCGCUACCUGCUGGUGGCGGGCGGCUCCUGCCACGACUCCAGCGCGCACCCGUCGGUCUCCACCGACAACAUUCUGUCCUCCGUGCUCAAGUUCGACCUGCAUAAACGAGAAUGGGAGGAGCAGGCGCCGAUGGGUAUCGCGCGCAUUCAGCCGGGCGUGGCCACGCUGGGCGGCCGCGUGUACGCGGUCGGCGGCGAGCAGGGCAGCCAGAUACUGGCCAACGGCGAGGUCUACGACCCCACGACAAACAAAUGGUCAAACAUAGCCUGUAUGAAAGAGGCCCGCAGCGAGUUCGGUCUGACGGGCAUGAACGGGCACCUGUACGCGUUCGGCGGCUGGGUGGGCUCGGACAUGGGCGCGUCCGUGGAGGUGUACGACCCCGCCGCCGACCAGUGGACCGCCGCCGGACGCAUGCCCGAGCCCAGGUUCGGGAUGGGCGUCGUGCAUUACCAAGGUCUGAUCUACGUGGUAGGCGGGUGCACGCACAGCUGGCGGCACACGCGCGACCUGCUGUGCUACCACCCGGCGUCGCGCUCGUGGCGCGCGCUGGCGCCCAUGCGGCGCGAGCGCUCGCAGGCCGCCGCCGUCGUGCUCGGCCACCACCUCUACGUCAUCGGCGGCAACGCGCCGCGCCGACAGGUGCUCACCUCGGUGGAGCGGUACAGCUUCGACGACGACUCGUGGGAGGAAGUGUGCAGCCUGAAGGAGGCGCGCGCGGGCUGCGCGGCGGGCGCGGCCGAGGGCGUGCUGGUGGUGGCGGGCGGCGACAGCGAGAGCGCCCGGCCGCGCGCCUUCUACCGCGCGCGGGCCACGCUGGCCAGCGCCGAGCUGUACGACCCGCGCGACGACCGCUGGCGGCCCGCGCCGCCGCUGCCGCACUCGCGCGCCGAGGCCGGCGCCGCGCUGCUCUGACGA